GUCGUCAUCUAUUGCAUCCGUAUGCUUCUUUAUAUGUGCAGUCCUCUGCGACUUUCUUUUCUUUCUUUCACACAUUUCUUCGAUAGGAAGCUUCAGCCUUAAACCUCGUUGAUCGCUUUCACCUUUGAUUCAACUGCUGUCAUCGGCAGUUCAUUCUGUCCGUCCUAGGUGAGAGAUUUUAAAGGACUCUGGUGGAGAACCUACCCUUACUUGAGUAGUUGUUAUGAGAAGAUUGUCAUGAACGAUUAUGAUUCCGAUGCGAUUCGUUGGGGUCUUCGUUUUUUCAAUGGGGACUCAAAUGGGGACUUAUCGUAUAGUACCGAGUACUUCCCUGACAUGGCACAACACGACGUCAAUUUCUAUGAGCAUUAUUAUGGAAAUCAUAGCAAUAAUGAGGUUAACCAUGUGGAGAACGACGAGAUUAUUGCACGCACACUUCAGGAGGAGUUUUCCCAAUUAGAAAUGGCAGAGGCCUCGGGGUAUUCUAAUGUAGAAGAUCCCUCCCAAGCAUCGAAGUUUGCUCUUGGUUGGAACAAUCCAUCCUCAAGGAACUACACUUCAGAAAAUGAUUCCGUUGAAGAUGAAAUUGAAACCGUGGAACCUUCUAGUUCAUGUUCUAGUCCAGGUCAAGAGGAUAAUUACUAUCCGAAUGGGCAUGAUAAUCAAGUAGAUUGGAAAAUGGAUCAAAUGAUUCCAGCACCUCAUGUCCCAAGAAUUAAUGGUGAGAUUCCACCCAUUGAUGAAGUAACUUCAGAUCAUCAAAGGUUGUUGGAUAGGUUGAAGGUAUAUGAUUUUGUUGAACGCAAGGUUAAAGGGGAUGGUAAUUGUCAGUUCCGUGCUUUAUCAGAUCAACUAUUUGGAACAUCUGAUCGUCACAAGAUGGUUAGAGAAAAUGUUGUGAAUCAGCUCAAAUCACAUCGGGAGAUUUAUGAGGGAUAUGUUCCCAUGGCAUAUGAUGAUUAUUUGGAAAAGAUGUCCAUGAACGGUGAGUGGGGUGAUCAUGUAACACUACAGGCAGCUGCAGACUGGUAUGGCGUUAAAAUAUUUGUUAUGACUUCUUUUAAGGACACCUGCUGUAUAGAGAUUCUCCCUAAUUUUCAGAAGAAAAAGCAAGUCCUUUUCCUGAGCUUUUGGGCAGAGGUGCAUUACAAUUCAAUCUAUCCUCAAGGAGGUGUUUCCUCAGUUGCAGAUGAGCAAUCAAAUGACUCUAGAAAGAGGAGGAAAUGGUGGAUUUUUGGAAAUAAGCAUUAAGACUCCGGGCAGAAGGUGCAAUAAGUCUUAACUUUCUACUGCAUCUUACACUUUGAGACUUGUGGUCUUCCUUAAAUUUCAAGAAGAUUAUUUUUAUCAACUCCGUCUGCAGUAGUGAAAAACUCGAGGGAAGACCCCAGAACAUUCAUACUGACUUCAAUGACUGAACUUCAAUGUUUUCAAUUUUAACCAGAGAAACUCGGUCUGUCCUGCUCUGUAUCUUAUUUAUAAUUUUAUUUGGAAUAGAUUAAUAAAAUUUGCAGGCCUCUCUUCCUCUUGCACCUUAUUUA
This is a messenger RNA of Benincasa hispida (wax gourd), 1541 nucleotides long. RefSeq names its product OVARIAN TUMOR DOMAIN-containing deubiquitinating enzyme 12-like. NCBI's taxonomy places the organism in Eukaryota, Viridiplantae, Streptophyta, Magnoliopsida, Cucurbitales, Cucurbitaceae. The record is from RefSeq and is a predicted model, not a curated record. Gene Ontology annotation, molecular function: cysteine-type deubiquitinase activity. Gene Ontology annotation, biological process: protein deubiquitination.